AUGUUUAUUGUCGAACGAUCAGGAACUACAUGCCUAUCACCAGCUUCUGAUUGGUGUUCCGCUUGUUACAACGGGGGCAGUUGCCUCGAGACGCGUUUCGGCGGUUAUUACUGCACCUGCGAGCCAGGAUGGACGGGCCCCGAGUGCUCCAUCGACGUGGACGAGUGCUCCAGCGAUCCAUGUCGCAACGGCGGCAUCUGCAUCGAUCAGCAAAAUAGCUACUACUGUCAAUGUCUGGCAGGAUACACCGGUAAAAAUUGCCAGAUCAACGUGGACGAAUGCUUGUCGCAGCCUUGCCAGAACGGCGGCACCUGCAUCGAUCGAAUCAACGGCUACAUAUGCAACUGCACGAAAGACUUCAUGGAUGAGAAUUGCGAGCGUGAGUUCAAUGCGUGCGCGGUGAAUCCCUGCCAGAACAACGGGAACUGCACGUUGAUACCGAGGUCCCGGCGUGAGUUCGUUUGCGAGUGCCCGCGCGGCUUCGAGGGGAAAGUCUGCGACGUGAACGUGGACGACUGCGUCGACGUGAUAUGCCCUGACGGGAAAGUUUGCGUCGACGGCGUCGCUGGCUACGAGUGCAAGUGCCGCGAAGGUUACAGAGAUCCUAACUGCACUCUUAUCGUCGACCAUUGCGCGACGAAGCCUUGCAACAGCGGCACGUGUAUCGAUCGCGGGGAACACGGUUUCGAGUGCAAGUGCAAAGACGGUUUCAAAGGCAAGUUCUGCGAGGAGGAUGUGAACGAGUGCGAGGUGGAAGGCAGCUCGUUAUGCAACAACGGUAUCUGCGUGAACACGGACGGCAGCUACAAUUGUUUCUGCAGGCCAGGAUUCUCUGGGGAUCACUGCGACAUCGACAUCGACGAGUGCCUGUGCGGCCCGUGUAAAAACAACGCCACGUGUGUCGAUGGCAUUAACACGUUCGAGUGCCAAUGCCCGGCUGGCUACUCCGGCAAAACGUGCGACAUAGAUGUGAACGAAUGCGAGAGUAAUCCAUGUUUGAACGGCGCGACCUGCGUCGACGAGAUCGCCAGUUACAUGUGCAUCUGCUCGCCUGGUUUCCGCGGGCUAAACUGCGAGAUAAAUAUCGACGAUUGCGAGCCAUCGCCGUGCUUGAACUACGGCCAAUGCAUAGACGGUAUAAACAACUAUACCUGCGACUGCACCGACACCGGUUUCGAGGGAGCACACUGUGAGAAGAACAUCGACGAUUGUCGGUCGGGGCCGUGCGUGAACGGCGCCCAUUGCGUGGACGAUAUCAAGAAUUACAAGUGCCAGUGUUACGCCGGCUACACUGGCAAAAAUUGCGAGGUCGACAUAAACGAGUGCGAGAGCUCGCCUUGUCAGUAUAACGGCACUUGCUUGGAGAGAUCGAACAUGGAAUUGUACAAAAGCGACGCGUUAACGUUGCCAUCGAUAUUUAACCAGGAGUUCAGUUACGCGAACGCGAGUGGAUACGAGUGCCUUUGCGUGCAGGGUGUUACGGGGAAAAAUUGCGAGGUAAAUAUCAACGAAUGCGACAGUAACCCCUGCCAAGCUGGAACUUGCGUGGAUCGUAUCGGUGGUUAUACCUGCGAGUGUGACGAGGGAUACGAGGGCGAUCAUUGUCAACACGAUAUCGACGAAUGCAAAAGAUACUCACCCUGCGAGCAUGGUGUGUGCACCGAUGGAAGAGCUGAUUAUACAUGCACGUGCGAGCCGGAAUACGGGGGUAAAAAUUGUUCGGUGGAGUUGAUCGGUUGUCAAGGGAAUGCUUGCCAAAACGGCGGCACUUGUUGGCCGUAUCUCGUCGACGAGACGGUACACAAAUUCAACUGCACCUGCCCGAACGGUUAUCACGGAGAAAUUUGCGACUACGUAACGACAAUGUCUUUGAACGGUAGCUCGUACGUUCUAGUGAACACCACUCGAGACGAAGGAUACGACAUACAAUUUCGCUUUCGAACGACCUUACCCAACGGAUUGCUCGCCAUUGGAAAAGGCUCGACAUUCUACAUCCUCGAGCUCGUUAAUGGCAAGUUGAACUUGCACUCGAGCCUUCUGAACAAGUGGGAGGGCGUGUUCAUCGGCAGCAAAUUAAACGAUUCCACUUGGCAGAAAGUAUUCGUGGCGAUCAAUGCCACGCACCUGGUGCUCUCGGCCAACGAGGAACAAACAAUCUACCCCAUCAGUUUAAACGAAGGUUCCAAUUCAAAUCACACGUCUUUCCCAAUGACGUACGUCGGCGGUACGACCAAUUACCUUCGACGAUUAACCCAUGGCCCAGCUUUCUUCGUCGGCUGCACCGAGGAUGUCGUUAUCAACGGAGAGUGGGUAUACUCUGGUACCUCGUCGAAAACCGUGUACAUGGAGAACGUUGAGCCAGGAUGUCCUCGCGAGGCCCAAUGUUCGCCAAAUCGUUGUAAAAACGGUGGCCACUGCACAGACAGGUGGCGUGACUUUUCUUGCAAAUGCGAGAGACCGUACCUCGGCCACACCUGCCAGUACAACAUGACAGCGGCCACGUUCGGAUACGAAAAUAUAACGAACGGAUACGUGACGGUGAAAGUGUCCGACACGGCCAGGCGAGCAGUCAGAUCGAUCGUCGAUAUUUCCAUGUUCAUUCGCACGAGGCAAGACAGGGGCGAUAUAUUUUAUCUGGGCACAGAACCGAAUCCGCAAACGGAUCUCAAGCCUCAGGAGAAGACUUACAUAGCGGCACAGUUGGAAGGUGGCGAGUUGCUUGUUAGAAUUCAGUUCAACGGCUCGGAAGCUUACACCGUUGGUGGUGUGAAGCUGAACGACGGGAACAAUCAUCUGAUACAGAUAGUCCGAAACAUAACGUUGGUGCAAGUGAAGAUCAACGGUACCGAAUAUUUCCGGAAAACUAUCAGCGCGUCCGGCCAGUUGAACGUAACUGUACUCUACCUGGGUGGUUUGCCACAAGCGUCCAGAUACAUUCGGCAAGUUGACAAUCGUCAGAUAGAAGUUUCGCAAACUCCACAAGUUAACUUCAAAGGAAUUAUUCAAGACGUUCAGAUAUCCAACGGUAUCGAAACCAUGGUAGUUGAAUUCUUUCCCCUAAAG
Messenger RNA from Heterotrigona itama, 3063 nucleotides. The record is from the annotation of a GenBank genome assembly. Lineage: Eukaryota; Metazoa; Arthropoda; Insecta; Hymenoptera; Apidae.